This is a messenger RNA of Phyllotreta striolata, 252 nucleotides long. The record is from the annotation of a GenBank genome assembly. NCBI's taxonomy places the organism in Eukaryota, Metazoa, Arthropoda, Insecta, Coleoptera, Chrysomelidae.
AUGCCGGUGCAGGUUCCGAAAAAGCUGGAAGACAUCCAAACGGCCCCGUUCGAUCCGCGGUUCCCCAACACCAAUCAGACGCGCUACUGUUACCAGAGUUACGUGGACUUUUAUCGUUGCCAGAAGGUCCGUGGGGAGGAUUACCAGCCGUGCCAGUACUUCUCCAAGGUGUUUCAUUCCAUUUGCCCGAACGCGUGGAUCGAGAAAUGGGACAACCAGCGCGAAGAGGGCAUCUUCCCCGGAAGGAUUUAA